GCAGGAUCGCUCCAGGGCAGCCAGGGCCACGCAUCCCUUCCCGGUCCUCUGGAGGGUUCAUGCAGGGUCCCAGUCGCCCCCCUGGCCAGCGCUCCCUCUAAUCCACACAAUGGGCUUGUGAAGGCGGAUGCUCCUGAAGGCUCUAGCGCAGCUUACGCUCAUUGGAUGAUGGGCGACGACGGACUCUGUGGCCACCCCAGACCUGUGGAAAUCCUCGACAUCUGUUUGGGAGACAACCUGCAGCCCCACUCGGAAGCCCACCUAGGGGACACCUAUGGCCACCCUGAGCCUCUUGAACCUCACGGGGAGCAGACCUGGGCCCCUGUCCCUCCUGAUGCUGUGAGGCCCGAUGUUUGUCCCCAGGGCUCCAGCCCAGAGCCCACGCACCUGGGAAGCGGCUCUUCCCAGGAACAGGCAGGACAGAAAACCACCUCCCCCGGGUCUUCCAGGGACAGCCAGCCUCUGGGGAGCCCAGGGCAGAGCCAGAGCACGUCCACACAGGUGGUGUUCUGGGCGGGGAUCCUGCAGGCCCAGAUGUGUGUGCUGGACCUGGAGGAGGAGCUGGAGAAGACGGAAGGGCUCAGAGCUGAGCUGAGAUGCUGCAUUCCCGCGGCCCCUGCAGACCUCCCCACUUUUCCCUCCAGCCCAGUUGGCUCCCGGAACUCGGGCCUCCUCCCCAGCCCACCUGUGGAUGCAGAUGAGGCCUCGGGGGAAGACAGCAGCGGGCCAGAAGGAGAGACCCAGAACCCAGCAUGGCCAAGGGAGGGCGCACUGGACUUGUCUCCCGAGUGGAGUGCCGAGGAGGAGAGCAUCUUCUUUGACAACCCGCUCUUCCUGGAGAGCCCUUGCUCGGACACCAGUGCAUCUGAAACGCACUUUUCCUGGGGCUUCUCGGACUCCUAUGUAGAUGUGAGGACUGGGCCCCAGAGCCCACAGACCCUGGAGCCUCCACCCCCAGGAGGCAGAGUGCCCUGGGAGCUGGGCGGUGAGCCGGAUCUGGGGGAGAGCACAGCAGAGUCCAGCAGGCACACCACCCCUCCAUUCCCUGUGCCCACCUACAGGCCACACUCUUUCUCCUGGGUCGUGGUGGAUACCCCCGAGGGGGCUCCCUCAGCACCUUCCAGCCAGGAGGAGACCGAGAGUUCUCUGAGAGACAGCCUUGAGCCUGCCUCACCUGCAGCAUCCUGUGUGGAUCAAACACUUAGCUGGGAGACAGAACAUGUGGAAUCUAAUGGCAGACGCGCCACACAUCCAGUGCAACCUUGGGCCGGGCCCAGCACCCAGGGCUGGCCAACCAACGUCAUUCCUUCCUGGCCCCCAGGGCCUCUUAGCUCCCAGGACAGAGGUAACAAGGAUACAGAGUGUGUCCAGGAGUCUGCUCCCUGCACCGUGGCCCCUGGCCACCCCUGGGGGAGCCCAGCCUCUUCGCCAGAGCCAAGCAGCCCUGAGUCUGGGGUCAGAGGCUCCGACUCCCUGCCCAGCCCUGUCUCCUCCCGGGAAGGCAGCCUGCGGCUGCAGGGCCAUCCCCCAGUCAGUGUUCUUCCUGAGUGGACACUAGAUGCUCCAAGCCCUUCAUUCCUGGAGACAGAUGGGGUGGAGCCAGGUUCCCUGGAAAAAGAGGAGGCAGGAGAGGCCCCAAACCAAGGGAAGGAAGUAAAGUUAAGCCCCGCCAGGACUGCGGAGGCCGGAGCCAGACAGCCUGAUGCUUGCCUGACUUCUGCAAAAACGCUUCCUGGGAGCCCUGUGCCCCCAGAGGAAGGCCAGAGGCCCCCGGCUGGAGACAAGCUGGCGAAUGGCGUCAGGACUGACAAGGUGGCCUGGAACUUGGCCUCUCGCCUCUAUCACCUGGAGGGCUUCCGGAAGUCUGAAGUGGCCGCCUACCUGAGGAAGAACAAUGACUUCAGCAGGGCCGUGGCUGAGGAGUACCUGUCCUUCUUCCAGUUCGGAGGCCAGAGCCUGGACCGCGCGCUCCGGGGCUUCCUCCAGGCCCUGGUGCUCAGCGGGGAGACCCAGGAACGAGAGCGGAUCCUGUACCAGUUCUCCAAGCGCUUCCAUCACUGCAACCCCGGGCUUUUCUCCUCAGUAGACUGUGUGCACACCUUGACCUGCGCCAUCAUGCUCCUUAACACGGACCUGCACGGACAGAACAUUGGGAAGAGCAUGAGCUGCCAGGAAUUCAUAACCAACCUGAACGGCCUGCGGGACGGCGGGAACUUCCCCAAAGAACUGCUCAAGGCCCUCUACUGGUCUAUCCGAAGUGAGAAGCUCGAGUGGGCCGUGGAUGAAGAAGACGCAGCCAGGCCCGAGAAGGCCCGGCCAUCUCCCCCGGCUGGCAAGAUGAGCAACCCUUUCCUCCAGCUGGCCCAGGACCCCACGGUGCCCACCUACAAGCAGGGCUUCCUGGCCCGGAAGAUGCACCAGGAUGCGGAUGGCAAGAAGACGCCAUGGGGUAAGCGCGGCUGGAAGAUGCUCCACACCUUACUUCGAGGGAUGGUCCUCUACUUCCUGAAGGGAGAGGACCACGGCCUUGAUGGGGAGAGUUUGGUGGGGCAGAUGGUGGAUGAGCCGGUGGGGGUGCACCACUCACUAGCCACCCCCGCCACCCACUACACCAAGAAGCCACAUGUCUUCCAGCUGCGCACGGCCGACUGGCGCCUCUACCUCUUCCAGGCACCCACUGCCCAGGAGAUGACUUCCUGGAUCGCGCGCAUCAACCUAGCCGCCGCCACGCACUCGGCUCCGCCUUUCCCUGCCGCGGUGGGCUCCCAGCGCAAAUUCGUCCGGCCCAUCCUGCCCGUGGGCCCAACCCAGGGCUCCCUGGAGGAGCAGCAUCGAUCCCACGAGAACUGCCUGGACGCUGCCUCUGACGACCUACUGGAUCUGCAGAGGAACUUACCCGAGCGGCGAGGCCGCAGCCGGGAGCUGGAAGACUACCGCUUGCGGAAGGAGUACCUGGAGUACGAGAAAACUCGCUAUGAGACCUACCUGCAGCUGCUCGUGGCCCGUCUGCACUGCCCGUCGGAAGACCUGGACCUGUGGGAAGAACAGCUGGGGCGGGAGGCUGGAGGCCUGCAGGAGCCCAAGCCCAGCCUGAAGAAGUCCCACUCCAGCCCGUCGCUGCAUCAGGAUGAGGCCCCCACCACGGCCAAGGUCAAGCGCAACAUCUCGGAGCGCAGAACCUACCGGAAGAUCAUCCCCAAACGGAACCGCAAUCAACUGUGAAGCCGGGGCCACCUCACCAACUCCCCCCCCCCCCCGAAACCUGGGCCUGCGGUGGAUUUGGGAUGAAACCCUAGGAAGAGUCUUAUGUCAGCGGGUCCAUGCUGAGGAUGGGGCCCUGCCUCUUCCCCAUGGAAGGAUACCCUAGUGUGGUCCCCCCCCUUCUCUCCCUCGCACACCACACUGGAGUUCUGACACUGUUGCCCCCACCCCUGCUGCUCCCAAGAGAGGACAGAGGUCAAGGACUUGACUCAGCUGCCACAGUUCAUCCCAUUCCACCCUCCAUCCCUUCAGAAGCCACAGAGGACACCUUUCCUGGACCUGGGGGAUUUCUCAGCUCUCUGAGAGUCAGAGGCCCCGCGAGCUCCCUCAUCCUGGAGGACAAAGACCAGGGCAGCAGAGACCUCGGCGCAGACAGGCUAGGGGAGCUGCAGCGCUGGGAGCGGUCUUGCUCUGGAAGUCAGGUGACUUGCUAGAAGAGGUCCUGGGAGACCCCAGCUGGGCCCUGCCCACUGCGGGGAACAGCAUUCUGGGCAGGAGCAGAGACUCGGCAAGUUCAAGGGCUCAGUGAGGCUGGCUCUGGGGCCCCCUGCCUUUGUCUGGUCUUCCCUGCAUCCUGCACACACAGGGGGCAGAUGAGAGAGGCCCUGCCUCCCAUGGCCAAUGGCUGAUCAUCAGAGUGGAACCGAUGGUGGUCAGCGAGGGCCGGAAGGGGUGGGGCGCCCAGAGCUCAGUGGAGAGCCCUGCAGCAAGGGCCUUUGCCUCCCCAGAGCAGGGAAGGAGGUGCUCCAGGUUCGGGGAGGCUAAGGGUAAGAGGUGGUGAUGCAUGCUGUGUUCCCUGGGGGCUCUGGAGAGUUGUGAGGCGCGGUGAAGGCCUGGCUCUCUCCCUACACACCCCUCCCCUGGAAGCUCCAGGACUCACUCAGGGACCCCUUCCCUGCCCCAGCUUGCUCCCAGGGGCCCUUGCCACCUCCCUGGGAAGCCCCCUUGUGCUCCCUUUGGCUGCGUCCCAGCUGGGCUGUUCACCGGACACUCGAGGACCCAAGGCUUUGCCUGUGGGAAGGAGGCCGGGCCGCCAGGCAGCCACCAUUGUCUCUGUUCAGCCAAGUGUGAGAGCCGGCUGCCCGCCAAAAGGGGCCUCUUGCUACCCGCCUGCUGGCUGACGCAUGUACGGCCUCUCCAGCCUUCCUGCCGCCCUGCCCUCCCCUUCGUGCUUGUAACCAGCCCUGGGGCCUGCAACUCCACCGGGUGGGGCUGGCACUUGAGGGUCACCAACAAGUGUCUGCCCGUGGCUGGGCCACACACCCAAUGGGUGCACAAUAACAGACCAGUGAAGAAGGAGGUGUGUACCAGUGAGGGGCGUGGGAGGGGCAGGCAGCUCUGGGCAGCUGAGGCCACCUGCAGGGUGGCAGGCUGGGUUUCCUUUGCUGUGUGUGUGCAUGUGCGUGUCUGUGUGGGUCUGUGUGUGCAUGUGCGUGUCUGUGUGUGCAUGUCUGUGAAUGUGUGUGUAGCACGCUAAUCGUGUGCAGGAGUCACAUAGGCUGUCACAGCAGGAGGGGACCUCAGAAUCAUUGAUUCAUCUGCUCAUGGGUUCAUUCUUUCAUUUCUCCAAUAAUAUUAAGUACCUUUAUGGGCCAGUACUAUGAGAUUCAGGCAUGUCCCUGGCCUCCAGGAGAGGACCAUCCUGUUCUCUGGUGCCCAACUGGCAGUAUAGAGUGGCCCUGGAGACAUUCCCAUCCUAUGCCCAGGAAUCUGGAUCCAGUAGGUCUGGGUCAGAGGCACCAACAGUAUUUUUAAGGCUCCUUGGGCCACUCUGAUGGCCAGAGGCCAAUUGUCUCAUUUGAUUAGGGUGGUAGACUAGCGCCAUGUGGACGUGACUUGGCCCACAAGUGAUGCUUACAGGCUGAACCACCGUGAGUGGGUUAUUUGACCUCACUGACCUGUAUCCUUAUUUCCAAAACCAGAAUAAAAGGCAGAGGUGUGUUGGCGUGCUUGCA
Molecule: messenger RNA, 5216 nt
Organism: Odocoileus virginianus texanus
Lineage: Eukaryota; Metazoa; Chordata; Mammalia; Artiodactyla; Cervidae
Gene: PSD4
Product: pleckstrin and Sec7 domain containing 4
Biological process (GO): regulation of ARF protein signal transduction
Cellular component (GO): ruffle membrane
Molecular function (GO): protein binding; guanyl-nucleotide exchange factor activity; phospholipid binding
Source: RefSeq, a predicted model, not a curated record